Messenger RNA from Dunckerocampus dactyliophorus (ringed pipefish), 3882 nucleotides. RefSeq lists its product as uncharacterized. Bases 573 to 1100 code for a protein of 175 amino acids. The transcript is spliced from 4 exons. The record is from RefSeq and is a predicted model, not a curated record. NCBI's taxonomy places the organism in Eukaryota, Metazoa, Chordata, Actinopteri, Syngnathiformes, Syngnathidae.
GUAUGUCAUGCAUGUAGGUUACGAUGUUGCACCAGGCAGAAGGUCACCUCUAUCUACCAUAUAAUCAUUUGGCAGAUGUCCUGCAUCACUUAGGGGAAGUUUUGAUCACUCCUUCAUCAACGAACCUGAGCUCAGAAUCCCUCAUUUUGUGGAAAAUAAUCACUACAAUUUAAUACCGCAGAAUACAAUAUAUCACAUUUCAGAUAAUGAUAUUCCUUAAAUGGCGCUUGAGUUUAUCUGAUUAUACAGUAAGCCUGCUAACUAGAUAUACUGUGUAUAUAUCGUGUGUGCACACAGCUUUGAGAGUCCAGUGGCAGGUGAUUGGUGAUCAGGUUCAGCAGCUCGGGGACCGUGUUCACAGCCAGUGAUGCACAAGCAGCAUGGGAAGUGUCAUCAAGGUCAACAGUAGGCCACUGCAGUUUUGUAAUAGGACACUCCAAGCAGAACAAGGAAGGAGGAGCUCUGAAAUGAGAAAGGAGGUGUCAAUCGGAAGGAAUUCAAACAGGAAGUGAACGGCAGAGGUGAAAACGUGCCGUAAAUGUUAUUGACCUUCAUCUGGAGAACACACACAAAUGGCGCCUCACCUGCUCAGCGCUGCCUGCCUUCUCUUUGCAAGGAUCACAAUAACACACCAAAGUACUCAUAUGAGCUCAUUGUACACAUUCCUGUUCACUCCACGUGGGCCUCAGAUGUUUCCAUGUCUGACGUACCUGGAGAGGAACGUCAGGGUGGACUGUGAGUUCCCCGCGACCAACGAGAUCCCGGGCCCCUACUGUGAGUAUCGGCAGGACAGCAGGCUGGUGGGCAGCACCUACCCCAACGCCGUCAUCUAUGUGUCCAUCGAGGACCGCAGGAGGAGCAACGUAAGCCUGGUCGCCCCCAAUCUUUGCCGCCUCACCUGGGCUCCGUUGGCGGAUGAGAAACCUUACACGUACACGUGCAGAGUUUACCAAGGCACCAGCUGGAAAGAGAACAGCAUGGCCGUGCAUCACCGGAUUCUUCCAGUCUGCUGUGCACUCAGCGUGACGUUUCAGUCAGCUCUGUUGCUUUUGUCACUGGUGAUGUCACUACCUGUGGCAGUGGGUCUCCUGAGUCCGUGAGCGCCUCAUCGUGACACGGUGGACCUUUUGAAAUGUGGUUUGCGACUUUCGCGUUGGUGGUUAGCUCAGUUGAGAUGAUGGCGAUGUAGAAUAUUUGAAAACACGUCACAGGGGCCUUCUGUAAGCACCUUUUUCAGUUCACGCUCAUCGGAAAACAGCUUAGAAACAUCACAGCUCAUGUGGGAAAAUAAUGACUAUUAUUUUGAAAUGCUAUUUUAAAAGGCUAGAUCAUUUUUGUUUUGCUUAUGAAUGUGGCCGAUUCACCCGUCUGUACGCGUUUGGAAAGAUAGCAAUCUCAGUGUGUCCCCCUUUGUUGCUAAUGAAUUAGCUUUCCUCGUUUUCUGGACACAGUAGUCGGAACACCUGCACCAUUCAUGCUACCAACACAAAUGAAUGGUACAGGUGAUCAAAAUAUUACAAAAUUCAGUGCUAUCAAGCACAAAUUCAUGUUACAGGGGAUCAAAAUGUUAGGAAAAGCUCUCUCAGUGUGAUGAACUUCUUGCAAUAGAUUGUGUGAGUGUACCUAAUGAAGUGUCUCGGCAUCACUUGCUUUAGUAGCUUUCUGUUACUGUUGAAUGUGGACUGAUACCGUCCCAUCUCGUAAAAUGUAUACUGAAUGUUGAGGCUUGUUCAUAGUAGUCAUGCUGUGCCACGACUGUGUAUCAACAAGUAGCACGUGAACUGCAAUCAGUCCCAAAUAGACAUGCUCAAUACUGGCUUUCUUACCGAUAUCCAAUAUACCGAUAUUGGCAAGCACUUCUUUACCGAUACCAAUAUCAAACGAUACCCAUAUUGACAGCAGCUCUUCCUUCGAGCUAAUGUCGUGUCGUGAAUGAACACAUUAUGCCUCUUUUACUGUAAUGGCGCCGGAUGCGUUUCACUAAUAAACACUGUUUGUGCAAAAUAAAAGAAUAUGCAAGACGAGUUUUAAGAAAUAGCCAUAUUUAUGUAAACAUUUUGCCUCAACCAAAUAGUCAUUCAAAGAAAUCAUGAUAAUAGUCAACUGAAACAACACUAUCAACAUCCGUGUAUGAGUAUAAGUAAAGUGCAAAGUAUGAAAUUACUACAUAAUACAUUACAAUUCAGUGAGAUUAUAAAGUGGGGAUCUCCUCCUAGUGAGUCUUCCUGAGAUGUGAUAUUAGAGUAGAAGCAUCUCCCCCCAUCACAUAACCAGCGCUUUACAGUCAUUGUAAAUUGCAUAUUUACAAUCUGAAAACCAAACUUGGAAAUCAUUCCAGACCACAGACAUACUGAGCUAGCAAGCUUUGUCGCUCUGUGGAGCGCGCUGGAGUUUGAUGAGGUCAAUAUCAAUGUAGAAUAUAACAUAUAAUUACAAAAAUGAUACAGGUAUGAUCCGAUAUCUCAUUUAUAUCAGCCCCAGUCAUGACCUUUGUCACAUGAAGACAAGAUGCCAGUGUUAACUCGUUAUAGUUCACCGUAUUGCCAAUAUCUCCGACCCCUCCUGUCGUGUUCAUCUCCCUACCCUUACGUUAGUGUCCCCAAUCAAUCACAUUAACUGCUCUUAAAUUCACACAAAAACCAUUCAUCACGACCAAGUUUUUAUUUACCGCUCCUUUUAGCUGUGAACACCCUCCUCUCAGAGUAGAGGGCGACAUGAAUAACAGUAGGGAAAAUACAUGUAGGCACCGAAAAUACUGUAUAUUCCAAAAUGAACAUGUAAUGUAUGUAUAAAAUAUAAUGUUCUCAAAAAAAUCAAACCUCACAAAACGCUCGGCAUACAUAAACAAGAUGGCCGCGGCACAUACACAAGAAUACACGGGCGGCGGUGCGCAGGAGACAAAUGCAACACCGAGCAUUUUGUGAGGUCAGAUUUUUUUGAGAAGGCAUUUUUGUGAUGCAAAUGUAUUAACCUUUUGAACGCAUAUUGCUUUGAGAAGCCAAACUCUUUACUUAAUUGUCCCCAGCAGCGAAGCGAAGUGAAGUCACUGUUAAUAGACUACAUUGCUGAUGAGGAUGUCACACAACUUCAUGUCAAAAAAAUCCGAACUAUCCCUUUUAAGGUGUAAAUUGGUCAGAUUUGACCCAAACACGACAGGAAGGCUACGGGGCGGAAUCGUGUUUUGCACAUAAAAAGGCUACAUUUGAGUUAAAUAAUCAUACGGUGUUUAAAAAUGCCUUUAAACGUUACUUUCAUAUCCUUAUACUACUGUAGUAAUAAGAUUAAAUACAGUAUAUGGGAUUAGUGUUUUAUGAAUUGAUUACUUUUUUGCAGAAUUGUCAAUAUUUGACACACAUGCCAUGCAUUGUCUUUUUUUUUAAACAGUUUUUUGUGCUUUUAUUCAUCUUACUUGAUUCUGUGCUAUUAUUUUUCACUUCUAACACACUAAAUCACCAAAGGUGUGCUCAAUGCUAUAACAAAACUAUAGCAAUAAAGGUGUAGACACUCACAGAAAACUCUCUUGUUUUUUCUCUUCACGCAUUUUGAGACCACAGCAUCACACUCAGUGGCCGCGACGACGAAUUGUGGGUGGGGGGAAUUGAAAAGGUGUAUCAGGGACCCAAGCAAUCCACACUUUUCACUCCGAAAACUCGCUUGCUGCUUUGGCUUUGCAGCAUGUUUUUUUUUGCAGCAGCACUUUGUCAGUGGAAAAAGAAAGCAGUCUCACCCGGUUUCACUUCUUGCUCUUUUGUUGUGUUCGCACGUACUCCGACAGCCAGUCCACCCUAGAAGAACCACUUUUUUUUUAACUUGUAGUGGUGAUGCCGCCGCAAUUCCAUACUUUGUGCAAAUUCACCGAAUGUGUCUGGUAAAUUUUGAAAA